Messenger RNA from Elgaria multicarinata webbii, 5354 nucleotides. It is a transcript of the gene ZNF518A, whose product is annotated as zinc finger protein 518A. The transcript has 4 exons. Gene Ontology annotation, cellular component: nucleus. The record is from RefSeq and is a predicted model, not a curated record. Gene Ontology annotation, biological process: regulation of transcription by RNA polymerase II. The coding region runs from base 506 to 4984 and encodes 1492 amino acids. Lineage: Eukaryota; Metazoa; Chordata; Lepidosauria; Squamata; Anguidae. Gene Ontology annotation, molecular function: DNA-binding transcription factor activity, RNA polymerase II-specific; RNA polymerase II transcription regulatory region sequence-specific DNA binding.
CCGAAACUUCCCUGGGCCUCCGUCCUUCCGUCCCAUGUGCGGCGCAUAUCCCUCCGCCACAGUCACCCCACCCCUCCUUCCAUUGCUGAGCUCGUCAAUUCCCGCAGUCCCCGGAUGGAAACUGUAAUGGCCGCCAAUAGUGAGUCGUCGGACUAUGGAGACGGGCGAGGCUGCUGUUAAAGGAAGCAAAGCAAUUCAGUGGAAAAGAAAUAUAUAGACCAUUGCAAUCCCAUAUAUGUCUGCUCAAGAGUAAAUCCCAUUGUUUUCAAUUGGGCUUAAUCCCAGGAUUUUCUGUACAUUGAAUGCAGCCUCUUUUCAGCCUUGAUUUUAUGCCUGUCAUCUCUGGGGAAAGAAAAGUAUUGAACAGCUACUGAAGAAUGGAAUUUUAGUCUUUAUUAAAGAAUAUAUUAUGUUGAGAAAAUCCUGGAACUCUGAUAAUAUUUCAGCACAGGAAUCUCUUAAAGAACAAAGAAUACGCUAACUGUAUAUUAGAGUACUAAGAAAAAUGCCAUCCGAACAAGAAACAUCUUUUUGCAUCCAAAAGACAAGCUUAUUACAAGAGAAUGUGUCAGAUAUAAUGUGUGUUUCUACAUCGGAUAUUGCUGUUGGAAAGUCUACAUCUCAACCUGCAGUUUCAGACAUUUUCUCCUAUAAACUCAAAAAUGUGAAAAUAGAGUUGCCCAGGGUAAAUAUUCCAAAUGAAGUGAUAUUUAAACAUGAAAUUGACAGAUAUGUGAAAUUAUUUCAAUGUAAAGAGAAACCUGCAGGAACAUCUUUCAUGCAAGUGGAUGUGAAUGGAAGCAGUUUAAACUGUUCUGAGAUUUAUACUCCACAUAGUAAAUCAGGACUGCAUUCCGAGGAAGGAUUGAAAACAUCAGCAAAAAUACUGAAUUUUAGCUGUCCAAAAUGCCAAAACAACAUUAGAUACAGCCCAAAUGAUUUACAGAAACAUUUUCAGCUGUUACAUCAUGGAGAGUUGCCAUCUUACCCCUGUGAAAUGUGUAAUUUUUCAGCUAAUGAUUUCCAGUCCUUUAACCAACAUCGUCGAACGCAUCGUAGCACUUUAGUAAAAUGUGAAAUCUGUAAUGAUGAUCAUAGAUAUACUUUGUUGGACUUGACAAAACAUUUUACAUCCAAGCAUUGUGUAAACGGCCAUUUUCAGUGUGAAAGAUGUAGGUUUUCUACCCAUGAUGUAGGCACAUUUGUUCAGCAUAUUCAUAGGCACAAUGAAAUGCAAUACAAAUGUGAUAAAUGUCACUACACAUGUUUUUCAAAAGAAGAGUUUCAAAAGCAUAUUGUUUCUCACACUGGCACAUUUCCCUUCAUUUGUCAGUAUUGUAACUACAUGGCGCCACGGAAAAGCUAUCUUAUAAGGCAUAUUAUUACUUUACACAGAGACCACCUCUAUGCAAAAGAUAAAAUGGACUCAAAUAACAAUGAAAAGAAGGUGAAGACUUCAACGGGACUAAAACUUAUCCUGAAAAGGUACAAAACAGGGGCAUCAAGGAAGGCACUAUGGAGACGCAAAAGAAUUACCAGUGGCAGUUGUAGAAUCGGAGAAGAUGAUCGACAAGUUCUCAAAAAUGUGAAGGAGAUUCAGCCAAAAUCUGAAGACCUUAGCCCAUCUGCAAAAGAACUACACUUCAAUGAAGAACAGAUUCUUCCAAAUGAAAAACCUGUCUACACUGGCACAAAAUCCGCUCAAGCAAUACAUUACAAUAAAGCAGAAGAUGGACAAGGUUCUGGACUGGGAUUGUUGAAAAAUGCUGUUCAUGGCCCUACGGUAUUGAUGGUUAAAAACAAUAAAAUAUCUGUUCCUGCAAACUACAGUGCUAAAUUUAUGGGAUUCAAAGUGGUGGAUGGAAAACAACAUAUAGUGAUAAAACUGCUCCCUACAGAUAAACAGAAUUUGCCAGCAGGGAAUAAAAUUGAUGGGGGUAAAGAUGGUUCAACUGAAUGUCUACAACAGACAGCUGACAACUUCAAUUUACCUUCAGGUGCUGGACCUCAUGAAAUUAAUCAACAGAUGUCUAGGAAUAAUUCUGUUCAUUCGUUAACAUCUCCAUUGUCAUUUUCUAGUCAAUAUUCAGGAAGAAUAAAGCAAGAAAGUAAGAGUUCUUUAAGUUGGAAUACAUCUCGAACUGUUGCACCUCCUAUUGUAGUGGUAGGAAAAUGUGCAACUCGUCUGCCAGUGAAACCAGAUUCUUCUUCACUUCCUUGUGAUUUGGUGGCAAAGGCUGGAAGUAGAGGUACUCUUUCGUGGAGGAACUGUAUACGUCAAGAACGUCCUGAGGUUUUAUCCUCUGCUGGUACACACAUGCUUCACUACGACCCCAUGAAAAAAACAUUUCCUCCAGAAGUCAAAGUACUGAAUGGUGAAUUGAACAACAGCAGUAAACACAAUAAUCUCUACUGUUCAUCAGCUGAUGUUUCUAAUCAAGCACCGUUGCCUUUCCAUAAUUACUCGAAAACAGGCAUUUUAGAUAAAUCUAAAGAUCUUAUGUCCAGCAGAACCUUUCCUCUCCAAAGCAGGCCUGUCAGUGCAACCACAGCUUGUUUUUCGCAAUCACCAACAGGAUUGAAUUUAGAAAAAAGGUCUUCUUUGCUGCCUCUUUAUGGCUUUGUAAAUACAAGUAAUGCUCCAGUAUUCUCAACAAACCAACCCAGUUAUGCCAUUGACAGACAGCGUUAUAUAGGAAAUCAUUAUGAUGGCCAACGAUAUUUGAAUACUAAGGUAAAUCAAGCGUUGGAACAUGUAACUGAAAAAUCUAAACAAGAAAAUUUGUCUAACUGUGUGAAUUCAUCAGUUAUGCCUAAAAUAACAUCAGUUUUUUCACUUCAAAGUAAUCAGGCAUCUAGCUAUUUGUCACCUGAACUAAACCAGUCAUUACAAGAUGUGUUAAAAGGAGAACCUGCUACUCAGUCGUGCAACUACAUAAAAACUGGUUAUGAUCAGUCAUCUCAAAAUAAUCAAGCAGGUUGUAAAACAUUUGCACACUUCAAAGAUUCCACAGUUUUGUGCAACGUAACCCAUUCUACUAAAUUCAAGAGAGAGCUGAAUGAGAACUGCAGCACAACAAAUGAAGGUGUAUAUUUUAGGAACGAAGGAGAAAUCCCAUCUCUUAGAACAGACGAAAUAAAUUCAGCUUCAAGGGCAACAGGCAUUGGUACAUUACUUAAGACUCAGGCAGAUUCAAUCAUAACACAUCAGUUGGCAAAAGACAAGAUGCACUACAAUAUCCAUGGUCCCAACAUUGUCUAUCCAUCUCCUCCAGAACAGAAGAGAUCUGUGUUGCUUCAGCCAUCUUCACCAAGGUUUUUUGUACCUUUGCGCCUUGCCCACCAGCAAGGAUUACAAGUUAUUUCAGGAAAGCCUUCUCCAAAAAUGAGUUCAUCAGAUGCUCAGGCAGCAAGAGGUGGAACUACAUCUUUACUUUUAAACAAAGGUCCUGGGAUGAUUUUGACGUUUGGUAGUGGGUCACUUGGAACAAUUGCAAAUGCCACUGAAAAUAACUCUCAGGUUUUAGAGAAAUUUGCAUCUAAGGACUGUGGUAAAGAGACAGUAUUUGCAUCGGAGAUGGAGUUGAAAACAGACAGUUCUAAAAGCAUAAGAAAUUCUGCUGGUGCUGAGGUAUGCAGUGGGUCAGUAAGUGCUUCGUCCAUUGGCAUUCCGCAAAUGGAGCAACUUAACAUUACAAAUGUUUCUUCUGUGAAAAUACUUGCUGGAUAUCAAGGCAGUAAAGUUGCCUCCUUCGAAUCAAGAAAACAGACGGAGAUUGGACAAGAACAACCCGUUUAUGCACUUUUGCCUGAUGGCAGACAAGCAGUUUUUCUUAAAUGUAUGUCACCAAACAAGUCUCUUAUACAGAACUGUACUACUAGUAGUCAAAAUUCUGAACCAAAGAAACCUGGAACAAUGCAACAAAAGCUUUUUUUGAAAAUUAAGACUUUUCCUGCUGCUGACAACUGCCAACCAGUUAGCAACAUUGUGUCAUCUUUACAGUUCAAUAGUAUGCAUUCCCUUAAUCCCCAAAAGACAGCUCUUUCUUCUAGUGAUGCCUUACUCCUCCCAGGUAGAUUGAUGCCUACAAAUGCCUGUUUGGCAAGUGAUAAAUCAAAGGAUCCUUGCAUUUCUGUAGAAUCUGAACAUUCCUCUAGGCAUGUGAAGACAUGUUCCCAAAAGAUCCCAUCUGAUUCAGCACAAACUGUAAUUGCAAACAAAGGGAGCAGUUUUGGAAGUCAAAUCUCAGCAGGGACUAUGACGAGCAAACUUUCAAAAGCUAAACGUCAUUCAAAACAAACUGGUGCUAAAGUUUCUGAUGGUACAGUUUCACAGAAGAACAGGAAUUUGAAACGGAAAGCUAAGGAUGACUUUAAGGAACCCCCUAGAAAGAAAACGUUGCAUCGAAAGUGUAAAGAGAAAAAUCAAAUGGAUGUGAAUGAAUUUGAAUCCUUGCUUCAGGCCCCUUGUAGACCGAGAAUGUCAAAAGACACUGUAAGGAUUCUAAAGUUACUUCCUUUUAAUUCCAAACAACUUGUCAAAUGCCCCCGAAGAAAUCAGCCAGUUGUAGUACUAAACCAUCCUGAUGCAGAUGUUCCAGAAGUUGUAAAUGUUAUGAAGACUAUUGCGAAAUUUAAUGGACAUGUGUUAAAGGUCUCCUUGUCAAAGAGAACUAUUGAUGCUCUUUUGGAGCCAGCAUAUUAUAGUAACAGUUUGUACAUAGUUACUAAUGAUCUGUCUCGAAGAAAACGCAAAAUGCUAAAACCUGUAAGUCCUGUAAAAGAAAGGUUUGUUUUAAAAUUAACACUGAAGAAGACUAGCAAGAACAAUUAUCAGAUUGUGAAAACUACCUCUGAUAAUACGCUGAAAACUACAUUUAGCUGCUGGUUUUGUGGGAGGAUAUUUGACAAUCAGGACAACUGGGUAGGGCAUGGACAGCGUCAUCUAAUGGAAGCCACUCGAGACUGGAAUUCGUUAGGAUAAUUUAUUAUGAUUAGUGAAGAAGGCAAAACAAAAUUCAUCUAAUUGCAGAUUAUUUUGGAUGACAGCAUUAAAAUCAUGUGUUUUUUUUAUAAAAAAAGGAAAAGGUUUUGUGGUAGCACCUAAAAUGAAACUGUAUGAAUUUAAAUUAAAUAGUUGCAAUUGCAGUUUAAACUGCAUUUUGUUACUACGAUCAUGUCAUAUAUUUGUAUUUAGAGAAUGAACUUCAGGGUUUUUUUGUUCUGUAUAUAUUUAAAAAUCAAAGUAUGUACAUAUUUUUGUACUUCAGUUAUUUGGUAUAAAACCUUGCACAGGAAUUGUAUUUUUCCAGCUCUGUGCAUGCACUACUAAAAAUGUUUUUCAGCUACACACA